Molecule: messenger RNA, 4812 nt
Organism: Serendipita indica DSM 11827
Lineage: Eukaryota; Fungi; Basidiomycota; Agaricomycetes; Sebacinales; Serendipitaceae
Source: the annotation of a GenBank genome assembly
AUGAAUUCGACUUCCCACAACGGCGUGGCGCCCAAUCAAACGGGCCUCGCCAACGCAGCGACCGGGGCGUCUGUAACGCCCGCAAGUGUCCACCCCGCUCGUAUCGCUCCCAAGAAAUCCAAGCUCACGCUCGGUCUGCUCGUGCCCAAGCCGUCACAAACAAAGCUAUCCGCAAAACCCUCUCAUUCAAAACUCUCAAAAGAAAACCCACACGCAGAAAAGAAGAGCGCUCCGCCGUCGGCGUUUGUCGACGAAAAGCAGGAAAAGAGGCGCAGCCGUCUAGGCGGUUCGGCGUCAAAGCUCGGUGGGCUGGGUUCCCUCGUCCGCCAUGCGUCCAAGGGACUGCUCAAGGACGUGACCAAUGCUCGCCAGUCAUCUGAGGGGUCAUUCGACACCUCUCGAUUCGUCAAUGUUGGGGUGGAGGACACUGCAGAGGUCGCAGGAGAUCAAACGGUUGUCGAUGUUGUCAACGCUGCUCCCUCUGAACCUCAUCCAUAUCAAGCGGCACUCGACGGCCAGGACCCAGACAUUGCAGAAGUCAUGGUCGUCAAGAGAUCCAAGCCGCGAGCUCCCAUCGACCUUGAGUGGGCAGAACCCGAUGAAAUCACUGUAGAGACCACCCGCGUACGGGACAAUGGCAUCGAAAGCGACGUCGAAGGUGGUGCGCGAAAAGCCAAAAGUGGAUGGUGGAAGCGCAAGAACGAAGGUACAAAGGAAGAAGCUCGUCCCAAGAUUCAGCGCCGUCUUUCCGCACUGCUCUCACCGACACCCAAACUGGAAGAUUUAACCCCACAGGAAAAGCCCAAAUCCGAAGCAAAUGAUGGCAAGGGAUCGCUAGUGAUCCGUGCUAUCCGCUCGGUUCGCUCUUUCAACCAAGUCUCCGCUGAAGACCAGACCGUCGCACAAGAACCUCCAGCAAAGCCAUCACCUCCUGAAAGGACUCUUCGAAGGGCACCAAAGAUGACUCUGGCACUUCGCCGUCCGUCCGAUUCCACAUUGGCGCAGGAUAUGGGUGCAGUUUCAUCCCCCGAGGUUGAUGUCAGCCGCCUCGCUCCUUCGAGCUAUCGGCGUCGUGUUGGUGGGCGACAUGCGCCUCAACCCGUCGAGGAUUCCGAACCUCUAGAGGCACAGCAACCCUCUGAAGCCACGCCUACAGAGUCCUUUGCCCGACCCAUUCUACGCAGUCGUCCAAACAGCGCCGUCUAUGCAGAUAACAGACUCUCUGUCGUGUCCAUCCUCACCAAUGAAGACUCGCAAGGCGGCCAGUCCUCUUCGGACACGAAAAUGGAUCGACGAUCCUCUGCUGGCUCUAGUAUUCGCUGGGAUCCAGAGGCCAUGUCGCGGCAGGCCAAGAAGAUGCGCAAGGAGCGCGAGGAGCGAAUGAGACAGCGCGCGCAAGAAGAGCGCGAGAGGAUCAAGAAUGGUCUUCCACCUCCCGAACGUAGCGAAAAGAAGCAGCGUACCUUGGCAGCUCGACGUAGGACGCCGCUUACGUCUGUCUUUGACGAUUUGGAUAUAUCCGUGGUGGAUCCUGUUGAAGAACAAACGACACCCCCGCAAACGCCGCCUCGUCAGACGGCUGUCGACCCGAUUAUGGCUGCGACAGAGGCCGUACUUCGCCAGUCGAUGCGCCCUUCGCCUUUGAAACAGAGUCCCGAAAAGACUCCCCGUCCGAGAUUCAGGCUCAAGGAAAAGGUGGAUCGCCCGCGCCCUGUUGGUAUUGUGGCCGUGGAAGGAGAUGGAAGUGAUGCCUCUAUGUUUAUGCUCAAUGCUGCGAACAAUGACCUGCAAGAGCUACUCAAAAGUGCCGACUUGUCCUCUACGCCUGACACAACGCCAUCCCUUCCAUCCGUUACGCCGGUGCCACGUAACGAGUCCAUCACGUCCGCGCGGCGCGCUUCGCAUCCUAUGGACCACCAAGACCUCGAGGAGACACAACGCACUCCACUCGUGAGACGGACAUCAGGCUCGGGAGUUGUCUCACAGCAAGUCGCCGCUUGGCCUCCUGUUCACCCCUCAAAGUCACCGACCUCACCGUUUCCCAACGACUUGCCACUACCAGCACCUCGUCAGCGUAAGCGUACCUCGUCCUCGACCGCCUCUGUCCCACCUUCGGCAUUCAACCGCAAGACUUCGCUUCUUGCAGACGAGCGACCAGAAGAGUCACUUACGUUGCGUACUCUGAGGAGCGAAAAUGGGAACGUUGCGCGCAAAGCCAAGUUUUAUGGCGAUCUGGCCAAGGAAGCGUCGACGGAGCGCGAGUUUGGGUUGAGAAUUCGCAAGGGCAAUCAGUCAAAGGACGACGCCUCUCGGUCGUCGCGCGCUCGACUGGGUAGCUUCCCGCCGUUGGAAGCAUCUAGUGGUGUCGACAUUACCACGGACAUUCCCGAAGAGUUGCAAACCAUUCUCAUGCAGGCCGAGCCAGUCAUUGUUCCUCCAGCUCAACAAGUUGAAGAGGAACCACGGACCAAAACCGAAAGUUCCGACGAGUCGGUGCAAGAGUUUGUCUAUACGGGUGUCGAUGCUGAGCCGCAGUCUACCACCAAGGAUUACAAUAUCGUCAACGAAUUCUCGUCCUACGACAACGUUGACAAGGCUGACGUUCCUGCUUCAGAGGCGUCCCCGGCUCCACAGCCAGAGGAUGUCUUUGCACCGACCAAGUCGACCGAGCCUGCCGUCGUGACGGAAAGCGACGCGUCGUACUGCGUGGUUAGUAAACGAACUGCACCGUUUGUCCUCCACAAGCCAGAAGUGUCGGUCGAUAGCCCGAACCAGACGAUCAACGACACGUUUGCGUUUACAUCAAAACCAAAUCCCUUCAACGGCGCCCCCAAGCCCAUCAGCGUCAAUCGUCCCCACCAUCGUCGCACGCGUUCUGUUACGACCCCAACCUCACCCGCAUCCACCGACCUUUCCACCGGCUCACGCGAUGACAGCUUUUCCUUUGCUCCUAUCGCCACCAAGCAGCCCGCUCGACGCCCAUUGGCGGAUGUCUUCGCCUCGCCCACGAGCGAGACAGACGCUGACAACUCGCUUCACCUCGACGAAAUCAAUCUCCCGGAACUGGUAUCCCAUUCAGCCGACUCGUCCACAUCUGGCGGGCUGACCUCUGUCGAUUCGUUUUUCGACAGAUCACAUAACCGGUCAUCGUCUUCGACGAGCUCAGUCUUCGCCAUAUUUGGAAUGGAGCAAAGCGAAACCGAGCGAAAGGGUGCGGCUGGAACGGGCAACUUGUUCGGCGACAAGAGACCAAUGUCGCUUAUCAGCAGUUAUAGCGACGUCGGCGUCGUUUCCGAUGAAGAUGGUGUGCGUGAGCAACUUGAGCUUGUGGAAGGAACGGGAAGCAAGACACCCGUACCAUCGCGAUCGCCCGUCAAGCCCAAAUCUCCGCCCAAAACCGAGUCGUCCCCCGCCAAGCCAGUUGAUACUAGUGCGACGGAUAAGACGUUGGACGAAGAGAUUCAAGCGGCAAUUCCGCGACCGCGUCCUCGUGGCGUUGCUGCUGGUAGUGGACAUCAUCGGCGAAGGACAACCUUGGGACUCUCGCACGUGAGGCAGAUGACGAUUGCAGAGGCGAUUCAGGAGAUGGAAAUGUAUGAGCCUGCUGUCAAUGCAGGCUCGCAGACGUGGUCGCGUGGAUCGUCCAAUACGACAGAAGAGUCAAAUGACACACUGGCCACGACCAAUAUCUCGUCGACUCCUAAUGCCUCCUUCGCAACCAGUGUGUUAGCUCGGCCACCAAUGCGCCCGAUGUCGGUUCCGAGGCACGUAUCGUGCGCAAGUUGGCAUGCGUCGACAAGUUGGGAGGAUGAGCGGAUCGUGGCGAUUGCGGGUGGUGAUCCCGAGGUGGAGAACAAUAUGGUUCUGCGACGAUAUUAUACGUUCCAACGCGAGGCGCAAGAAGCUCUCGAGCGAUCGCAUAGCGAGUGGCAGGAUACGGCCUUUUCAAUGGAUGAAGUGACAACUUUCCAACCACCAACACAAGUGGACGCGGUGGAACAUUUCUUGAACGAAAGUCGCCGAUUCUACUCUGAGCUGCCGGUAGAAUGGAAGGCACGUGCCCGGAGACGAGCCAUGACAGCGCCAUAUCCCACCGCGAUCAACGCACACUUGGAGGACAAACCGGAAAGCCGUUCUGGGUCUGGAUCAAAUUCCCCUGUCGACGCGGUUUUCAAAGACCUAUCGAUGUGGGAUCACCGACGAGUGCGCAAAGUUUCAGAGAAGCGGACACGCAAAGUGUCGGAAGAAGGACGUAGGUCGAGGAAGACGUCGACGACCAUGGCCACACAGGACAAGGAAAGAGUGCGAAAGGUCUCUGAGAAGAAGAAGCGUACCAACGUGAGCGGGAAUGCCUCAAACCCAUCGUCAAUGUCUGGACGUGCACGUGGAUUUGUGCCGUUUAUGGAUGCAAACGAGGAGGGAGCAGCUCCCAGUGUGCCAAAGAAUUCAAAGUCGUUGACGAUCAAUACAACGAAUCUCAAGACUGGUAACAGCCUGGGCACCGAUAUGGGCGGAACUGCGACGAUUGGACGCGCGCGAGCCAAAGUGCUGGCAAAGGUUGCGCUCAAGUUGCAGCAACUCGAGCAGGAGCAGGCCCAAGCAGAGGCGAAAGAACAGGCUCAAGAGGGCAAAGAGCCUGAGAGCAAUAGCACUGGUAAAGAGAAUGCAAGCAAAGACAAAAUGUUGCGACCAAAGCACAGCGUCGAGGGCAUGUUGGAGAGUCCCACUGGAUCGCUCCGCAUCGCACGACCUCGUCCUAAACGCAAAGGGCUGACGCCCACCGUAUCGCCGCCGUCGACGAUUCGGUUGUAA